CUUGGACAAAAAAACAAACCCUGCAGACUCACAUAUGGUUUUUUAUUAUUAUUGAACAUACUCCAGUUCUCUGAGUACUAGGGAUAUAAUCAUGGCUGCAAAACCCAAGCUUUAUUACUUUAAUGGAAGAGGCAGAAUGGAGUCUAUCAGAUGGCUAUUAGCUGCAGCUGGUGUCGAGUUUGAUGAAGAGUUUAUAGAGACAAAGGAACAGUAUGUGAAAUUAAUUGAAGGUGGAUCCUUGAUGUUUCAACAAGUUCCCUUGGUGGAAAUAGAUGGACUUAAACUUGUACAAACAAAAGCCAUCCUGAAUUACAUAGCUGCCAGAUAUAGCCUGUAUGGAAAAAACAUAAAGGAGAGAGCAUACAUUGACAUGUAUGUGGAUGGGACUACUGACCUUAUGGCCAUGAUUAUAUAUCACUUCUUCCUGCCUGAAGUCGAUAUUGAAAACCAACGGAACGUCAUUAAAGACAAAGCAGUGAAUAGAUAUUUCCCAGUCUAUGAAAAAGUCUUAAAAGAUCAUGGGCAGGACUACUUAGUGGGAAACUGUCUUAGCUGGGCAGAUGUCCACCUGCUGGAAGCUAUUCUGAUGAUGGAAGAGUUGUACAGUGAUAUUUUAUCUGGCUUCCCUCACCUGAAGGCAUUCAAAGAAAGAACAAGUAAUAUUCCAACAAUUAAAAAAUUCCUGCAGCCAGGAAGCCAAAGGAAAUUCAGACCAGAUGAACAUUAUAUAACCACUGUGAAAGCUGUUCUUAACAUGUAAUGAAAAAUAAACAUAAACUGAUGUCAGGGUCCAUGUAUGAAAACUACAAAGAGCAGUAUAAAAGUAAUUGUCUAGAAUUAGAAAACAGCAAUGUGUCUGAUUUGUUCAAUAAAUUAUCUAUGCGGCAA
Bombina bombina (fire-bellied toad) is the source of this 888-nucleotide messenger RNA. RefSeq names its product glutathione S-transferase 3. Gene Ontology annotation, biological process: glutathione metabolic process. Lineage: Eukaryota; Metazoa; Chordata; Amphibia; Anura; Bombinatoridae. Bases 92 to 760 code for a protein of 222 amino acids. The transcript has 7 exons. The record is from RefSeq and is a predicted model, not a curated record. Gene Ontology annotation, molecular function: glutathione transferase activity.